Vigna angularis (adzuki bean) is the source of this 1856-nucleotide messenger RNA. RefSeq names its product omega-hydroxypalmitate O-feruloyl transferase. The record is from RefSeq and is a predicted model, not a curated record. Gene Ontology annotation, molecular function: acyltransferase activity, transferring groups other than amino-acyl groups. Bases 372 to 1676 code for a protein of 434 amino acids. The transcript is spliced from 2 exons. NCBI's taxonomy places the organism in Eukaryota, Viridiplantae, Streptophyta, Magnoliopsida, Fabales, Fabaceae.
CCAAAAACACUUUUUUUUUCUUUCUUUAUUGCUUUUUUUUUCUUAUCAGAUUAUAUCGAAAAACAUAUCCCGUAUCUGUUUCUUUUCCUUUCUAGGUAUUAACUAGGAAAAUUUACCAAGUUCAAUCAUUACAAUUCUGAAUAAUUUACAUAUAACUCCUAAUCGACUGCUAUUAGUUGUUUCAGAUUAAUAAUAUGUAAAAUUAUCUCGCAAUUUCUUGUUUACUAGGGUUUUUUAAGAAAUUUGACAACAUUUUUCAUCAGCUAAACAUUAUGGCAAUGUGUUUCAUCAUAUAUUUAUAAACGUUGCCAGAAGCAAUCUCUCUGUAUUCAUGUAAUCGUGGCUGUUGAAAGGUUAACAACAGAUACGUGAUGGCCAAAACGGAGAUGUCUAGAACUGAACUCAAUGUAAAUCAAGGAGAACCAACACGAGUUCAGCCUGCAAAGGAAACAGAAAAGGGACAUUACUUCCUUUCAAAUCUUGACCAGAACAUUGCUGUUCCAGUGCGCACGGUGUACUGCUUCAAAUCUGCUUUCAGAGGAAACGAGGAUGCUGCACAAAUUAUCAAGGAUUCCUUGUCGAAGAUUCUUGUCCCUUAUUACCCGAUGGCAGGCACGCUGUCUAUAAGCUCGGAAGGGAAGUUGAUAGUGCAUAAUCCUGGGGAGGGUGCAUUGUUUGUGGAGGCUGAAGCAAAUUGUGACAUCGAAGAGAUAGGAGACUUGACGAAACCAGAUCCUCAUACUCUUGGGAAACUGGUUUACAAUGUUCCUGGUGCUCGAAACAUUCUUGAGAUGCCUCUUAUGACUGUUCAGGUGACAAAGUUCAGAUGCGGAGGUUUUACUUUGGGGCUUUGCAUGAACCACUGCAUGAAAGAUGGACUAUGUGCCAUGGAGUUUGUGAAUGCAUGGAGUGAGACAGCUCGAGGUUUAGACUUAAAGAUCCCACCAUUUCUUGAUCGAACUAUAAUCAAAGCACGUGAUCCUCCCAAAGUAGAGUUCAAACACAACGAAUUUGCCGAAAUAGAGGAUGUGUCAAACACUAGAAAGCUUUAUGAGGAAGAAAACAUGCUCUACAGAUCCUUCUUCUUCGAUCCUGAGAAGCUCGAUCUACUUAAGAAAAAGGUCACAGAAGACGGUAUUUUGAGCAAGUGCUCAACUUUUGAAGCGCUCUCAGCGUUUGUGUGGAGAGCUCGAACUGCAGCAUUAAGGAUGCAACCUGAGCAACAAACAAAGCUUCUCUUUGCAGUUGAUGGAAGGUCAAGAUUCGUUCCCCCAAUACCAAAGGGGUACUUUGGAAAUGGUAUUGUGUUGACAAAUUCGUUGUGUGAGGCUGGGGAGUUAUUGAGGAACCCUUUGUCAUAUUCCGUGGGAUUGAUUCGCAAGGCAAUUGACAUGGUCACUGAUAGUUACAUGAGAUCUGCCAUUGACUAUUUUGAAGUCACAAGAGCUAGGCCAUCUCUUACAGCCACCCUUUUGAUCACAACUUGGACUAAGUUGUCUUUCCACACCACAGAUUUUGGCUGGGGAGAACCUCUAUGUUCUGGUCCUGUGACUCUGCCAGAGAAAGAAGUCAUUUUGUUUUUAUCACAUGGUCAAGAAAGGAAAAACGUAAAUGUUCUUCUGGGUUUGCCCAAGUCUGCCAUGGAAAUUUUUGAAGAUUUGUUGAUGCAAGUGUGAGCAUGUAGUAGGGUGGCAUAGGUUUUCUCGGGUGAAAAAAGGACCCUAAUAAAUAAAUCUGGCUAGUAAGUAUGCAUGUGCUCAAAUUUGUAAUAAAGACAUUUGUGUGUACACCCACAAAUUUUCUUAAAAUGAAGUUGGAACUGUAUUAUUGAAUCAAUCAUAUAUGUACCCAAAUAU